Lytechinus variegatus (green sea urchin) is the source of this 1344-nucleotide messenger RNA. Its product is annotated as deubiquitinase DESI2-like. The transcript has 6 exons. Gene Ontology annotation, biological process: protein deubiquitination. The record is from RefSeq and is a predicted model, not a curated record. Bases 337 to 957 code for a protein of 206 amino acids. Lineage: Eukaryota; Metazoa; Echinodermata; Echinoidea; Temnopleuroida; Toxopneustidae. Gene Ontology annotation, molecular function: deubiquitinase activity.
CUCAUCGUUAGUUCAUGAGUGUCAUCAUCAAAUCUACGUUUUUCCAUUUUCGGGGCCAGGUUCAAGGAUAUUAUUCGUAUUAUUUGGAAUUAUACAGCGAAGGUGCAGAUUAUGGAUAUAUUUUGAGGCUCUCUGCAGUGACAUUCUCUACCUGUGUCUUCGUGUGGACGACACCCUUUUUUCUAUGUUCUGAAGAUCUGGUCAGAGUCUUACAAACCAAUCCACUACCACAGUAAACAGAGUGCAUCAAAGAUUCAUUUCAGAGAUUGAGCAAGCCAUCCUUCUUUGUGGUUUGCCGUGUGUCGGAGUUAAAGAGGGGUUCUCCAGCUUUAGGACAUGACUGCAGUAGAGUUUUGCGGCCUAUACAGAAUGUCUUCUUGUGAUAGUGAUAGUGAGGAUAGGAGGGAGAAGGGGUCGGGAGAGGAGGUCAGACUGAAUGUUUAUGAUAUGUAUUGGACCAAUGAAUAUACAACAACAUUAGGAUUAGGUGUUUAUCAUACUGGCAUUCAAGUUUAUGGAAAAGAGUAUGCAUAUGGAGGACAUCCGUUCCCAUUCACUGGAAUAUUCGAAAUAGAGCCCAGAGAUGUUACAGAUUUAGGAGAACAAUUUAGUUUCAAGGAGACGAUAGUUCUAGGUCAGACCGACCUCACAGAGGAAGAUGUUGUUAAAGUUGUUGACUGUCUCGGUAAGAAGUAUCCCGGUGAGGCAUACCAUCUCAUACACAAGAACUGCAAUCACUUCACCCAGGAAUUAGUACAAAUACUCUGUGGCAAGGAAAUACCAUCAUGGAUUAACCGGUUAGCCGCUGUAGGAGCACGCCUGCCCUUCAUGGAGCGGAUGCUACCCAAGGAGUGGCUUACCCCUCUAGCCCUAGUGGAGAACAACUCUGUCAAAGAACCUGAACCCUCAAGAACACCUAGUGACUCAGAAACAGGCAGCAAAUCAUCGCUGUUAUGACCACGCUGAAUCCUCCUUGGGGAAGGGUUUUUACACUAGAGUGCCACAGGGAUGCCAUGUGCGCUUGCUUUUAUCGUGACUUGAGGAGAGGUGACAGAUACGGAGGGUGUUUCUUGAGAGCAGUUAGCCACCGAGCCAUCGUUCCCCUUGUUUAGCAGAUAGUACCUCUCUAUUUAUUUGAUUGUAACAUCAGUAAACAGAAUGCGUACACUUUGCGGAUGGUUCCAGAUCCAGGCUCGCAUCGAAACCCAAAUAUACAUUUACUCUACUAAUAUAUCUAUACUGGGGUGUACAAGAUAUAAUUUAUCCAAUUAUUAUUGUUAUAAUAAUUUUUAUUAUGACUAUUGAAAUAAUGUUUACUGAUAAGGCAACCCUGUAUCAAUAAAA